Messenger RNA from Eimeria mitis, 2328 nucleotides. RefSeq lists its product as uncharacterized. Bases 1 to 2328 code for a protein of 775 amino acids. Gene Ontology annotation, cellular component: cytoplasm. Gene Ontology annotation, molecular function: aminopeptidase activity; metallopeptidase activity; zinc ion binding. The record is from RefSeq and is a predicted model, not a curated record. NCBI's taxonomy places the organism in Eukaryota, Apicomplexa, Conoidasida, Eucoccidiorida, Eimeriidae. Gene Ontology annotation, biological process: proteolysis. The transcript is spliced from 10 exons.
AUGCACAGCUCGUUCGCUACACAAUCCUCUCGCUCUCGCCUAAAGGAGCCCCCGAACACUGAUCCUUAUUUUGGUUUUAUGCUUGACUCGCAGGUUCGGCUAGAAGCAGACAAAGUGAAGUAUCCUGUCCUCCUAAGCAACGGCGACAAGACAGAAGAAGGGCCUGUGCAAGAUUCGCCCAGCCGUCACUUCGCCGUUUUCACAGACCCGCAUCCCAAGCCAAGUUAUCUUUUCGCAAUUUUGGCCGGAGAUUUCGCUGCUAUAGAGGACAAAUUUACCACCAAAAGCGGCAAAGAAGUUGCACUUGCGGUGUACAGCGAACCGGCGCAGCUGCAGAAGUUGAAUUGGGCGAUGCACAGCGUGAAAGUGAGCAUGAAAUGGGAGGAAGACGCUUUUGGGAAGGAAUAUGAUCUGGACACUUUCAACGUGGCGUGCGUUUCUGACUUCAACGCCGGGGCCAUGGAAAACAAGGGCCUCAAUAUCUUCAAUUGCACUCUCCUACUCGCAGAUAUGCGAACGAGCACAGAUGAUGACUUUGAACGCGUCCUUGCAGUCGUUGGGCACGAAUACUUCCACAACUGGACGGGCAACCGCGUGACACUGACACUGAAGGAAGGCCUGACGGUGUUUCGGGAGCAGCUGUUCAUGGGCACUGUUAUGUCCCCGGGAGUGCAGCGUAUUAAAGAAGUCGCUGAUUUGAUUUCGCGCCAAUUUGCAGAAGACGACGGCCCUAUGGCGCAUCCGAUCCGCCCGGAGAGUUAUGUGGCUAUGGACAACUUCUACACCGCCACAGUUUAUGAUAAGGGCGCAGAAGUCGUCCGCAUAUACCAUACAGUGCUCGGCCCCGCCGGUUUCCGCAAAGGCAUGGACCUGUACUUUGAACGCCACGAUAAUCAGGCGGCCACAUGCGACGACUUCCGGGCUGCAAUGGAAGAUGCAAAUGACGUAGACCUGGACCAGAUGGACCGCUGGUACAGUCAGGCGGGCACUCCGCGUCUGGAGGUGCUGCGGUCUGCGUACAACGAAGGCUCUAACCUCUUCGAGAUAAGCUUCAGGCAACAUACUCCCCCUACCCCUGGGCAAGAUACCAAACUGCCGCAACUCAUUCCUAUCAAGAUCGGCCUCAUCGGGAAGGACUCCCACCAAGACCUGCUGCAAUCCUCGCUGGUGUUGGAAAUGACCGAAGGGGAACAGACGUUUCGGAUCAGGGGUGUACGUGAAGACUGCGUGCCGUCGAUAUUGCGGGGCUUCUCAGCGCCCGUUCGUUUGAUAAACCCUCUGCAGACAGCCGAAGAAAAAGCAUUUCUUCUGGCAUACGACACAGACCCUGUGACGAGAUGGUUUUCCUCCAGGGCCCUGGCAACGCCAAUCGUUAUUUCUCGAGCUAAGAGCGUCGCAGAAGAUAGAACCGUUCAUAUUUUCGGAACUCUUCCCGAUGAUUACGUGGAAGCACUGAGAACAACUCUCACGGACAAGGCGACUGAAAAUGCAUUGAAGGCCCUCCUUCUGCAGCUUCCUGACUGGAAUACCCUGUCUACGGAGCUGAGACCCAUAGACCCGGAGGCGCUGCAUAAGGCCAUAAGAACAGUGAAGGCUGACUUAGCCGCAAUACUGAACCCAGAAAUGCUUGAAUUGUACAAACAGCUCACGACCCCUGCCGGUCAGGAGGAAGAGGUGACUGAGGAGGCAACGGGAAGAAGGAAACUCAGGAACACGUUGUUGCACUUCCUCUCGGCGGCGCGCGAUGAGAAGGCAGUGGACAGGGCCUUUGCGCACUUCACAGAUGCUAAAUGCAUGACAGACAAAUACGCCGGCCUUAUCGCCCUUAGUAGUUUGCCCGGUGAACAACGAGAACAGGCAUUCUCACGCUUCUACGACGACGCAGCAGGAGACCCUCUUGUUGUUGAUAAGUGGUUCAAAGCGCAGGCGCUCUCAGACCUGCCUGACCAAGUGGAGCGCGUUGCCGCCUUACUGCAGCAUCCGGCCUUCUCUCUGAAGAACCCCAACAGGCUACGGUCUCUGGUGUAUGUGUUUUGCUCCAACAAUCACGUCCACUUCCACAGAAAAGAUGGAAAAGGAUAUGAACUCCUCGCCGACGUAGUGCUUCGGGCCGAUCGCAUUAACCCCGUGGCUGCGUCGCGAGGGGCGAAGAUAUUCCUCACUUGGAGGCGCUAUGAUGAGGUGCGGCAGCAGCUGAUUGAGAAGCAGCUCAAGCGCAUACUCGCAGAACCUUCCUUGUCCAAAAAUGUCAGAGAGGUGGUUGUGUUGGCUCUAGAUUCUCCACCCUCACCUCCUCCCGCUGCACAGAACCGCCAGUCCGAAUCCUGA